AUGGGGGGAAGUGCAGUUGACGAUGAUUGGGAGUUAUUCGCUACGCCUCUGAGUGAGGUUAGAACCAUAGUUUUGGUCGGGCGAACGGGAAAUGGGAAAAGCGCAACCGGCAAUAGUAUCCUUGGCAGAAGGGCGUUUAGGUCAAUUUCUAGCUUUGCUGGUGUCACCAGUACAUGUGAACUGCAGACAACCAUUCUGGAAGAAGGACAGAUCCUUAAUGUGAUCGACACCCCAGGACUCUUUGAUUUUUCUGCUGAACCCGAGUUUAUUGGAAAGGAAAUUGUUAAGUGCAUCAAUAUGGCCAAGGAUGGUAUACAUGCUGUUCUUGUCGUCCUAUCAGUGAGGUCUCGGUUUUCAAGAGAAGAAGAAGCAGCCGUUCAGAGCUUGCGGAAGUUCUUUGGUGACAAAAUUAGUGAUUAUAUGGUUGUGGUGUUCACUGGCGGUGAUGACCUGGAAGAAAAUGAUGGAACUCUGGAUGAUUACUUGGGUGCCUCUCCUGAGCCUUUGAAGGAAAUUCUGAGGAUGUGCGGGAAUAGGCGUGUUCUGUUCGAUAACAAGACAAAAGAAGCAGGCAAGAAAUCCAAACAACUGAAGCAACUUCUUUCCCUUGUGAAUGCUGUUGUGGAUAAAAAUGGUGGGAAACCUUACACUGAUGAGCUUUUUGUUGAGCUCAAGAAAGGAGCAAUCAAGCUGCGUGACCAAACUGCCGAAGUUAAUGCCAUGGGAGGGUACUCCAAACAGGAAAUAUCCUAUCUAACGGAUCAGUUUCAUAGAUCAUACGAGGAACAGCUUAAGAGGAUAACCGAGAUGGUCGAGUCGAAGCUCAAGGAGACCACACAUAGGCUUGAGAAGCAACUUGCAGAGGAGCAAAAUGCUAGGCUCAAAGCAGAAGCAAUGGCUCAAGCUGCCCAAUCGAAAUCAAACGAUGAAAUUCGCAAACUGAGAGAGCAUUUGGAGAGGGCGCAGAGGGAAACGGAAGAGCUACGUAAGCAGGCUGAAAGUGGCAGAUGUGCUAUUUUGUAA
Striga hermonthica is the source of this 1023-nucleotide messenger RNA. The record is from the annotation of a GenBank genome assembly. NCBI's taxonomy places the organism in Eukaryota, Viridiplantae, Streptophyta, Magnoliopsida, Lamiales, Orobanchaceae.